AUGAACAACGGCUUGGACUUGCAGGUGCCAGAUGUAAGCCAGUUGUUCUCCAAGAACGUGGUCACUGGCACCACAACAUCGAGAACACAUCCACCACAACAUCGAGAACACAUCCACCACAAUAUCGAGAACACAUCCACCACAACAUCGAGAACACAUCCACCACAACAUCGAGAACACAUCCACCGCAACAUCGAGAACACAUCCACCGCAACAUCGAGAACACAUCCACCACAACAUCGAGAACACAUCCACCACAAUAUCGAGAACACAUCCACCACAACAUCGAGAAUACAUCCAUCGCAACAUCGAGAACACAUCCACCGCAACAUCGAGAACACAUCCACCACAACAUCGAGAACACAUCCACCACAACAUCGAGAACACAUCCACCACAACAUCGAGAACACAUCCACCGCAACAUCGAGAACACAUCCACCACAACAUCGAGAACACAUCCACCACAACAUCGAGAACACAUCCACCACAACAUCGAGAACACAUCCACCACAACAUCGAGAACACAUCCACCACAACAUCGAGAACACAUCCACCACUAAAUCGAGAACACAUCCACCACAACAUCGAGAACACAUCCACCACAACAUCGAGAACACAUCCACCACAACACCAAGAACACAUCCACCACUAAAACGAGAACACAUCCACCACUAA
Messenger RNA from Procambarus clarkii (red swamp crayfish), 675 nucleotides. RefSeq names its product paxillin-B-like. Lineage: Eukaryota; Metazoa; Arthropoda; Malacostraca; Decapoda; Cambaridae. The record is from RefSeq and is a predicted model, not a curated record.